ACCUGCAAUAUUCAGUGUUAUUUUUCUUCUAUUUCCAAAUAAUACGUGUACAUUUCAAUCGAUCUCGUUUGCUCUGAAAUCUUACCACAUUACCAACGGAGAAGGGCAUUUCAACAGAUUCAGCAAUGACCAGCAGUGUGGAUAGCACCGACGCCAAGUUCUUUGUGCGGUCGUUCAUUCGCUUCUUGUCGGGCCAGAUCGAGCAACCAAACUUCAACGAAGACUCCCGGGAAAGCAUCGAGGUCGCCAUACAGUGUUUGGAAAAUGUGUACGAACUGAACGACGAAUCGGCCGGCGAGGCCGAGAGCAACGUGAAAAAGGAAAAAGAAAACGAUGACCCCCGGAAUCACAUCGAUCUGUACGAGAUGUACCGGAAUACCUUCGUAGUGGUGACACCGGAGCGGAAGCAAGAGGCGGAAGGUCUGAAGAACGACGGUAAUCGGUUGAUGAAGGAAGAAAAGUACCAGGAGGCGUUGAAUACGUACUCGAAGGCAAUUAACCUAGACGCAACCAACCCUGUGUUUUAUUGCAACCGAGCGGCCGCGUACAGUCGGCUCGGAGACUAUAGCCGUGCCGCGGACGAUUGUCGGAUGGCUCUGCGCCACGAUCCAAACUACAGCAAAGCCUGGGGCCGGCUUGGGCUGGCCUACUCGAAGAUGAACCAGCACCAGCAGGCCAUCACGGCUUACCAGAACGCGAUCCGGCUCGAACCGGAUAACCAAGACUAUAAGAACAACUUGAGCGUUUCCCAGCAGCACUUGGUAGAACCCCCACGCAAUGCCGCUGCUUCCGGGGGUAUUCCGGAAGGAUUGGAUCUGGGUGCUGUACUAAACAAUCCCGAUUUGGUGCGAAUGGCCGCCAGCAUGAUGGGCGAUCCGUCUAUACAGAACAUGCUUGGCCAACUAGGUGGCAUGAACAACAUGGACGCACUGUUGGAUACGGGUCGACGUCUGGCUCAGGAGAUGAGCAGCCAAAAUCCAGACCUGUUCACCAACGUGUUGCGUCAGAUGGAACAGGCCGGCGUUAAUCUGCAGCGUAAUAAUCCACCAAACCCGGAUGGCUCCGGAAACCCGCCGCAACCGCCACCGCCAUCGUCCUCCUAAACGGCUCUCCCGUGCGCCAGAGGUUGCAUGCAUUUGUGCGUAGCAGUUAGUUUCUUUGAAAGUAAUCCCCUAUUAUCAGUCACCUAAGGAGAAACAAAUUCAAUACCCUUACCCAUUUAUUUCUCAAUCGACAACGAACCGAAGAAAAGUAUGGUCCCAAGACAAACAAAAUACUAGUAGUACAUGGAAGAAAUUUCACACGUUAACCGUCACGCCGCUCCUUAGGGACUGGAGCUAAACGAACGAGCGUCUAACGAUACAUCAGCUGGUUACAAGUGAACCGAAAAGUGCACGAAGCCGGCGUGGCGUUCAAUGCAUUCAGAAACGUGUAUCUCGUGUGUCGUCCCACAUUGUACUACAGUAUGUUUUUGUUUAGUUGCGAUCCCCGCCGCAAUAUAUGCCUUGGCACACCUUCCUGCAAUUAGCGCCCACCUUACCUUACCAACCAAAGGUCGUGCUUUACUACAAUAAUCGUUUCUUUCUUGACUGUAUGCACCACGAAGACGCUUUGCGGGGUGACGUGUGCCGACGAGCGCCGUAUACAUUUAAAACGGCUUUCACAUUGUAGGUAGAGGUAGCAGGACAAAUGUAAUAAUAAAAAAACGAUUUAAACACUCCACACCA
This is a messenger RNA of Anopheles coustani, 1727 nucleotides long. Its product is annotated as small glutamine-rich tetratricopeptide repeat-containing protein beta-like. The record is from RefSeq and is a predicted model, not a curated record. The transcript has 3 exons. Gene Ontology annotation, molecular function: protein binding; molecular adaptor activity. Bases 126 to 1103 code for a protein of 325 amino acids. Gene Ontology annotation, biological process: post-translational protein targeting to endoplasmic reticulum membrane. Gene Ontology annotation, cellular component: membrane; TRC complex. Lineage: Eukaryota; Metazoa; Arthropoda; Insecta; Diptera; Culicidae.